Miscanthus lutarioriparius is the source of this 1773-nucleotide messenger RNA. NCBI's taxonomy places the organism in Eukaryota, Viridiplantae, Streptophyta, Magnoliopsida, Poales, Poaceae. The record is from the annotation of a GenBank genome assembly.
AUGGCGCAGCCAGGGGACCCUACAGAGCACCCAGAGGAUACCUCGGCUAUGGCCUCCACCAACAGCGACAUGGAGGACGAGCUAGUGCGCCUGUCGUCCCACGCGGCGGUCGCAUGGAUUGGCCGGCAUCGCCCAAAGGUCGAGCCCGGGGUAGUCAAGAAGGCCAUCUACUCCAAGUUAGGGAUGCUGCCGGAGGACGUCUCCGUCGUCAAGCACCACCCAAAAGACUUCUACAUCGACUUCACCCAUCGCCACCACCGCGACGAGGCGGUGAACCAGGAGAUGCUCCCCCAUGGCAACCUGGACAUCCACAUCAGGCCAUGGCGGCUGCUCACGCACGGCGACUUCUGCAGCCUCCAAUACCACGUCAAGCUCUGCUUGGAGGGCAUCCCCUUGCACACCUGGAAUGAGAGCAUCGCCAAGAGAGCCGUCGCUCGCGCCUGCGACCUGGACUACGUCGAGAAGUCGUCGCUGGACAGAAAGGACACCAGGGCCCUCGGUCUCUGGGCCUGGACGUGCAACCCUUCAGCGAUCCCCAAGGUAACGUGGCUCACAUUGUCUGGCAGCAGGGCAGAGUUCUUCAACAGGGUUGCGCCGCCGCCUGCCCGAGGACGCCACGCCCUCACUUUCAGGGUGCUUGUGCACCUGGACCGGGUGGACCCACCGGGGAGUGAUGGCCGCAUCACGCCUCGCCGCUACACGUGGUACUAUGGCAUCGUCGACGGAGAAAGGGUGCCACGAGACCGCCACGACCGGCCGUCCGCGAACCGCUUCAACUCUCGCCGCGACGACGACGACGAUGACCGCCGUGAUGAUGAAGACGACCGACACGGCCGCCGUGAGCGAAAGGAUGACAGCUGGAGCUCGCGACUCUUCCGCAGCAUCUCGCGGGCUCCCAGGGAGAGGGAGCACGAGUGGUCCGAGUCGCGGCACGGACGCCGUCGCGACGGCACCUCUGCCCACGGGUCUCGACACCGUCAACACAACGACAGCGUGGCUGCCAUGGAGGAUACGCCGCACCAACCAGCUACAACGCCCCCACGCUCCAGCGACUCCAAGCCUGUCCAGGGCCCUUCACCGACGCGGGAGGCCCUGGAAAAUGCCGCAACAGCGCCGGAGCCACUGCAGGUCGUUGAUGGAAGCGUGCAUCACCGCUUCAUCCCAGGGCGGGUCUACUCCAGGCGCCCCCGCCGCGACAAAGAGCCCCCUGCUGCAGAUACAAUGCAGCCACCAGCGAACAAGGCUGCACAACGCUUCAAGCCCGGCCUCGUGUACUCCAGGCGUAGGGCCCGCGGACCAGGCAACGCCAGGGCACGACGGGGUUGCGCGUCCUCCAGGUCGGCAGCCACGUCUCCAACUCAGAUGGCUGCUGCUGCAACAACCAUUGACGGGCGGGGGGGAGCGUGUGACGCAGACCAUGCGGCGUCUGCAUCCAUCGACACCAUCUCACUCACGCUGCCCCCACCCCUGCUCCAGCCGCCCCGGCGCAAGAAUGAGCAGCCGCAACGGCGCAAGAGGUGUCCAGCCCACCCAAUGCGGAAGAGUGUCUGCAUUGCAGCCAGGAACUGGCCCAAAGGCGACACCCACACUCGAGCCCGCCAAGUCCUCAUGAAGAAGCUUGGCAUCAUGGAGGAAGAGGGUCUCACCCCUGAUGAUCAUUUCCUGCGCUACAUCGACCUCUUCAGGGGCCCGCUCGACGGUCCAGCAGUCAUGGCCUUAACGGGCCUGUCCGGCCUCGACACUGCUAUGCCAGCGGCCGCUGCCAAGGACUAG